CAUGAACUCCUCGCACCCUUUGCUUAUGCUCGUAAUACAAUUAAUCCGGCUGACAUAGGCAGAAAGAGGUGGUAUGAUCAAUCACCAGCACCUGGCACUCCAGCAUUCAUCCCUCGACCAUGAUUCGGGGAUUUUGAGAGGACACCUCUAACGAGUGCUUCGACAUGUCUAUCAAGAAAAUGUCGGGUGGACGGUAUUCAGCCAAGAGGCGGAAGCUCAGCCACGAUUCGCAAGCAGACGAUAUUGAUCUUUCCGAAGCUUCUUCCAACUCUGAUGACGGCAACGAUGUUCCGGACACUCUUCCAAGAAAUAGUCUUGCUUCGAAGAGACCACCCCCGAAAUCAGCUUCGAAGCCUCCUCAGACUUCUGCGUUGAAGCCUUCUGUGCUCCCGACUGGGGGCAUCAACAAAUCAACUAUUCUCGGACUCCAAGUCGCUGAUCUGGACGCCGAGGUGACGCCAAAUUAUGACAAACUGCGGUCCAAAUGGAUCACUCUCUCGAACAAGCUGGUCUCGCUCAUCAAAGACAUACAAGAAAUUCCGCCGGUCACUGCUACAGAUGCUGUAAAGUUGCUUCGCAAUCAAGGAAUAAAGAUUCCAUUUCCGCAGCCACAGCCAUCAAAAGAUACAAACUACAAGCUCGGCUUUGUAGCUCCGAAGCAAGUUGUGGUCGGUGGCGCUCUGCCAUUGAAUCUGAGUCUGAAGGAUGAGAACACCAUAGAGAUCACAGCUAUCAUGCCUGAUGGCAUCUUGCAGGAGAAAGACUAUCUCAACAACAGGGCAUGCCACAAGGCUGCAUUUUACCUCGCUUGCAUUGCUUCAGCAGUCAAGAACAAUGAAGAAGUUGACUUCAGUGUCUCCUUUGCACAUAAGCACGAUGUCGAUCUGUUGCCGGUUAUUGAACUCGUUGCUAGGGACACGGAAUUGUCGAAGUUCAAGUUCCAGGUUGCUGUGGGUUUCCUCAAUCACUCGAUACCCAUAGCAAAGACGUUACCUUUGAAGAAUUGUCUCAGGCAAGGUCUAUUGGGCGAUAAAGAGCAAAGUGGCCAAUCAUCUCCAUUUUACAACAGUGCCAUCCGGUACGCGGCAUCUAUUCCAGCCUUUGACCAACUAAUCCGUUCAACAAGGAGCUCGUCCUUUGAUGAAGCAUGCCGGGUCGGCCAACUCUGGCUUCAACAACGAGGCUUUUCCAGUUCCACUCGGUCGGGAGGGUUCGGAUUUUUGGAAUGGACAAUAGUAUGCGCACUGUUAACGCGUACAGGUGGUCACCGUGGCCAUCCAUUGUUCUCCAAGCAGUACAGCAGCAUACAAUUUUUCAAAGCCAUGCUCCAAAUCCUGGGUGGAAGGGAUCUGCAGGAACCGAUGCUCCUCAACAACGCCAAUUUCGACCUCCCCAGCUCGGAUGUGCCGGUCCUCUACGAUGGGGAGACGGGUGUCAACAUCCUCUACAAGAUGUCUCCUUGGUCCUAUGACUCCCUGCGUCACCACGCUCAAGUCACUUUGGUGGCGCUCAAUUCUCGCAACCAGGAUGGUUUUGACGCAACGUUUGUGCUGAGUGUCGCAGUACCGUUAUUGCAGUGCGAUGAGAUAUACUCUGUCAGAGUGUCUCGGGAUAACCUCAGGACUCCUGCAGAUGAGCGACGAUUUGUCCAAAGACUGCACAAGGUCCUGAAACAGGGAUUGGGCGACAGAGUCACAUUGAUCGACUUCAAGCUGCCCCAAGAGUCAGGCUGGGCGCUCAACAAGGACCCAUCUCACCGAAAAGGAGAUUACGAGUUGCAAGUUGCGCUGCUCGCCAAUCCAGAGAAUGUCAACCGCCUUGUCGAUCACGGCCCAUCCGCAGAUGAACAGGAAGAAGCUGCCGAAUUUCGGGAGUUCUGGGGCGAAAAGGCAGAGUUGCGCCGAUUCAAGGAUGGCAGCAUAUCUGAGAGUCUAGUGUGGCGAGGAGACCGGCCGGUGACGCUUCAAAUCAUCUCUCACCUUGCAGCUCUGCAUCUCAAACUGCCGCCGAGUUCGAUUGAACUAAGAACCCAGAAUCUAGAGAUCAGCAUCCUAGGGGACAGCAACUACGCAUCAGGGUUGACGCCGAAGGACGCUUUCCGCGUUAUCAAUUCAACGUUCCAGUCCUUGACGUCCAGUCUGCACAAUCUCGAAGGUCUGCCUCUGCCGAUCCGCUCAAUUUCCCCUGCGGAUCCUGCCUUACGUUCGAGCUCCACACUCCACCCAUUACUCUCAUCAACUUCAGCUCCAAUUGAUAUCACCAUCCAGUUUGACUCGUCCACAAGAUGGCCAGACUCCCUCCCAGCCAUCCAACAUACUAAAAUCGCAUUCCUCCUCAAACUUUCCGAGCUGCUGGACUCAAACGAUCCAAGUCUCACCACACGUGUAGGAAUUGAGAACACAGAGUCGGCCAGCACGGGCUACUUCAAUACCUCGUUCCUUGACAUUAUCUAUCCUUCUCCAGCUCCGGGCAUUAGUCCAACCUGUUUCCGUGCCCGCAUCUACCAUGACCGGGAAGCUCACCUCAUUCAGACCGCUCUGGCGGAUAAAUCCCUGCAUGGCGCCCUCAGAGAUUCUCUCGCGAUCGCACUGGCCACGUACAAGCGCGACUUUCAGGCAAAACCGAUCCAUACGACCACGAUCCGCAACCUAAUCACUCGGUUCCCACCAUUGUCAAGUACAAUCCGCCUGUUGAAGAGAUGGGUGUCAUCCCACCUCCUCCUUGACGAACAUAUCCCUGAGGAAAUUCUUGAACUCGUCGCAGCACAUGUUUUCCUCCAGCCUGCACCGUGGAGCGCACCCGGCUCUGCAACGACAGCAUUUUUGCGGUGCCUUCAUUUCCUCUCGAGAUGGGACUGGGCCUAUUCACCGUUAAUCAUCGAUCUGAGUGUGUCGCAGGACUCCUUGACCGCCGAGCACCUUACGGAAAUCCAGAACCGUUUCGAGGCGUGGAGGAAGUUAGACCCGCAGAUGAACAAUGUGGUUUGGUUCGUGGGUACGAACAUCGACACGACCGGGACCGUGUGGACUGUCAACGGCCGCCCUCCGCGCGUUGUUGCGGGUCGACUGACCGCGCUGGCACGUGCAGCGAUUGAGCUGGUCGAGAGCAAAGGUACCAGCAUGACGGAGGACGAGUGGAAAGGACUCUUCGAGAGCCCGCUGGGAGAUUAUGACUUUGUGAUCCACUUGAAACACUCCGUCGUGCGUGGUGGUGGACUUAAGGGCAAAGGGUUGAAGGCCAGCUCCAAAGCCAAGGGCGGAGUGGACGGUGGAGCGCUGGAGUUCAAGAACCUGCAGAUCGCCGAGAGUCUGGACGUCGACUCGAUCGGUUACGACCCCGUCGAGCUGUAUCUGCGUGACCUACACCACGCGUUCGGGUCGGCGGCUCUGUUCUUCCACGAUCGCUAUGGCGGACAGGUCAUUGCGGGAUUGUGGAAGCCGACUGUCUUGGGGCGGAAGGAGUGGCGCGUGAGAUUGGGCUGGUCGAGUGUGCCCGUCAAAUCCGAGGGAGAGGCCGAACAAGGAAAGGACAUGUGUGUGUUCAACAGGGAUGGAGUGCUUGCGGAGAUGGCAAGGUUGGGAGAGGGGCUCGUUCGGGAGAUCAAGGUCAAGGAGUGACAGAAACGAAACGGGCAGCUAGCGUGUAGAUGUGUACAUUGGGUAUCAUUGUUAACAAGAAUGAAAGCCUCAAGGCCAAUCUAUAUCUGCAGCUUUCCACC
Messenger RNA from Cladophialophora immunda, 3718 nucleotides. RefSeq lists its product as uncharacterized. The transcript has a single exon. Lineage: Eukaryota; Fungi; Ascomycota; Eurotiomycetes; Chaetothyriales; Herpotrichiellaceae. Gene Ontology annotation, biological process: tRNA export from nucleus; rRNA processing. The record is from RefSeq and is a predicted model, not a curated record. Bases 165 to 3617 code for a protein of 1150 amino acids. Gene Ontology annotation, cellular component: CURI complex; small-subunit processome; UTP-C complex.